Messenger RNA from Patiria miniata (bat star), 2952 nucleotides. It is a transcript of the gene prkx, whose product is annotated as cAMP-dependent protein kinase catalytic subunit PRKX-like. Gene Ontology annotation, molecular function: ATP binding; protein serine/threonine kinase activity. The record is from RefSeq and is a predicted model, not a curated record. Gene Ontology annotation, biological process: protein phosphorylation. The coding region runs from base 844 to 1893 and encodes 349 amino acids. The transcript is spliced from 7 exons. Lineage: Eukaryota; Metazoa; Echinodermata; Asteroidea; Valvatida; Asterinidae.
CUCGACGUUAUCGAUCAUCAGCUGGUACGUACGGUAGCGGCGACAAGCACGGUGGCAUGCAGGGCGCUACCGGCUCGGGGGUACGGGUUGCUGUUUUCCACUAAACUUUCACCGCGACUUAGUUCUCCUCCAUCAAGAUUCGUUUCCCGUUGACUAUAGAUGCAUUGGGACCGUCGAUAGUUUAUGCUUGAGCUAUCCGAAAGGAAAAUACUGCCCACACUACAAAGUCAGCAUCUAAAUUCCUACGGAGUCAUGCAUGCAGUGGUGGUGUUAUGCACAUGACCCACGUGUUCAACUACACACAGUUCAAAAGUGCGAUGCUACAGCCUACAGUACUCGGUAACACUGCUAAAGCAAUGUAAAGUGCUAUAGUGGAGUGCUGCUAAACUUGCGUGCUUAUCGUGACUGGGACUGGUAAUACGUGCCCAUGUUGUUGUCGAAGUUAUAAUCGGGUCUUCACUUACAUAAUUCAGCAACGGACAUAUCUAAAUGAAGCUGUGAAUACGUGAAGCCAAGGAAAUGAUUUAUUCUUCCAGUUGCGAUCGGUAAAUUCCAAUUUUCGUAGAAUUUGGCAGAAGUAUCAAUAUAUAAAUCUGGUAAAAAAAAUAAUGGUAAUUUUUUUUUUAAGUUGUAAACAAAACCGACAUGACCAAAUAAACAGUGAACGCAAGAUGUCAUCCAUAAAUUAUCAUGCUAAUGUGAUCACAUAAAUUCUUUCAUGAAUAAACAUUUCAUAACUCCCAAAACUGUAACUUUAAGGACAUGCUGAUCAAAAGUUGAGGUCUCUACUACAAAAGUCACAGGAACUUUUUGAGAAACGUGUGGAUUUUUGUACGAGAAACGAUGGCCUCAUCAAGGAUAGCCAAAGGAAAAACUUUGAAGCGGACGGGAUCUUCAAGCAAGCUGAAGGAUCUCCCUCCACCAGAGACUCCCCAAGAGCGGAAGUAUAAGCUUGAUGACUUUGAUAUGCUGUCUAUACUUGGUACCGGUACUUUUGGUCGUGUUCUCCUAGUAAAAGACAAGUCUGCGAAGGAGUACAUGGCACUGAAGGUUCUCACAAUAGCGGAUGUUGUUCGGUUAAAACAAGCCGACCACGUGCUGAGUGAAAAGAGGAUACUAAUGUCCAUAAAACAUCCCUUCAUUGUUAAUUUAAUUUGGGCGUACCACAACGACACAUUCCUGUACAUGCUUCUAGAGUACGUCUGUGGUGGUGAACUUUUCACAUAUCUACGCAGCAUGGGUCGAUUCAAAGCCUCCGUCGCCAAGUUCUUCACAAUCGAGAUAACAUCCGCACUUGAUUACCUACACAAAGAGGACAUUGUCUACCGGGACUUGAAACCCGAAAACAUUUUAAUUGAUCGUGAGGGUCACGUUAAGCUCACAGAUUUCGGAUUCGCGAAGAGGUUAAAAGACAGGACGUGGACGCUUUGCGGCACUCCUGAGUACCUUGCGCCAGAGAUUAUCCAGAGUAAAGGGCACGGUAAAGCAGUAGACUGGUGGGCGACGGGAAUUCUCAUUUAUGAGAUGCUGGUUGGGUACCCUCCCUUUUUUGAUGACAACCCCUUUGGAAUUUACGAGAAGAUCCUGGAAGGCAAAAUUGACUGGCCAAAACAUCUAGACAAAGACGCACGAGAUUUGAUCCAGAAGUUACUAGUCAUUGACCGGACGAAGCGCAUUGGCUGUAUGGUGAACGGCAGUGAUGACAUCAAGAACCACGAUUGGUUCAAGGGCACCGACUGGGAUGCGGUCAGAAGACGGCAUCUCAAACCACCCAUAAUUCCCACGGUAACGCAUGAUGGAGACACCCAGAACUUUGACAAGUACGAUGAUGACGGCUGGCGAGAGUCGGAGGCAGUAACUGCCGACAUCCAAGAACUGUUCCGAGAUUUUUGAUGACGGCUUUGGAGCGGGCUCGACUUUAGACAGACCUAUAGAUCAUUUUCACUUCUGUGUAUUUAGACGGAAGGGUUAUUUUGUUUUCUGGAGUAAUUUUGUCUCAUCAGUUACUCUGAACAAAAUUUAUGUGCACACAAAAAGUACACAUUUCAGGUUGUCCAUGCAUAGUUACUUGGCGCUGUAUAUGAGGGACAAAUACUUAAAGCAACUUACUGCUGGGUUUACUUAGAGUUGUAUUCUUUGUGCUAUUUUCGAGUUUCAUCCCGAAAAUAGAUUCCAUUUCUAUGUUUGUUUUCUUUUCUAGCAAUAAACACCCUACAUUUUGAAUUAUUGGCAGCCAGACAAUAAUUCUGCUCUCGCAGAGUAGGCUGGUUCCCGCCCCACAAUCAGUAUUGAUAAUGUGUGGACCGGGAGCCAGUCUGCCCACAAAGCGGAUCUAUUUGUGCCCAAACAAAACCAAAAAAUUCAGAGAGUUGUAGAAAUGCAAACAACAAAAAAGGAGAUUAUUUUUUUGAAAUAAAACAUUAAAAAACUAGCUGAAAAUUUGUAAAUAGGAAAAAAAAUACUCAGAUUUGUUGAAGAGCACGUGACACGUGGAAUGCAACUUUAAGAUCAUUUACUGCAGUUUUACAAGGGUCCAGUUCAUCAAAAGAGACAACUACCUAAAGCAGACAGUGUGUUUUUUGGGCUAUCUAAGCUAUUUCAGGUCAAGCAAAAAUUAAAAAUCAACACAGGGUCAUAACAGUUGGCCAGGUGCGCAUGCUGGGGUAGUUGCCAGAUACGCAGCACCAAUAAUUAAAGCCCGUUUGUAUUGGACUUAAUUUUGUAAAAAGUUGCUGUGAGUGUUUGCUAACAUUCCAUUGUGGUUAUUCUACCGUGCAUCUGCACUUUAUUUAUGGCCCGCGGAAAGUCAUUUGUAACGCAAAACUAACAAUGUAAUUCUUCUGCAAACCAGUUGGCCCUUUUAAACUAACCGUUGUGUAGCGUAUAAACUUACAACGGACAGUUGACACUUGACAAUUUGAGAAGUUUGUCAACAAUGGACUUACAUGUCUG